Panicum virgatum (switchgrass) is the source of this 3103-nucleotide messenger RNA. RefSeq lists its product as uncharacterized. The transcript is spliced from 10 exons. Bases 1 to 885 code for a protein of 294 amino acids. The record is from RefSeq and is a predicted model, not a curated record. Lineage: Eukaryota; Viridiplantae; Streptophyta; Magnoliopsida; Poales; Poaceae.
AUGGCGCUUAAAACAUACUUUGACUACGGCUUUCAUGUAUUAUUAUAUAUCCAAGGGUUACAUGAGAUGGAGAUAUAUAACUUCAACAAGAAAGAGGUGUUGAAGUUCCGAAAGAAGCUUUCUAUAGACCUCCGCUUCCAUAGGAUGAACACAAUACCUGCAGUCAUCCCAGUCAAAGAAGUUGUUACAGUUGAUGAAGAUGAGGAUGGGGAUGAGGAACUUACAUUUCUCUCUCCUUUGAUUUCUGGAAGGGAUGGCAACACAAUAAACACUUUACUUGAUGAAGGUGCAGAGGAGAAUGAAGAAAACAUAUCUGGGAAUGACACUGGGCGAACUGCGGAGAAAGGGACUUCAGGCAGUGCCCAGCAAACUGCUGUGGAUACUUCAGGCAGUAAGUUACUAACGAAACAUCAGCCCAACAGUGUCCAAAAACGUCCUAAGGACUCUGAGCCCAUAGAGAUGGACAUGGAGAAGACUUCAGACAAUAAACAGCAAGAGUCAAGCACUGAGGGCAACCCUGCAGCUGAGGGCAAUGGCGACGGUGAUGAUAACCCAGUAGUGUCACCAGCUGAACGGGUUAACAAGAGGAAGCUUACUGCAAAUUCUCAGAUUUGUCCUCCCAUCAAUUUUGAAGUACAUGAUCUACAGAAAUUAACUUAUCAGCGUAAGCUAGACAUUUACCUAGCUAUCAAAGAAAACUGCAAUGAUUGUAAGCUGUUCAGUGUGGAUAGGAUUACCAUGACGGGGUGUGAGCUGAUAAAGUGCUUAGAGGUAGAUGACCUUUCCGAGAGUAUAAUCAAUGCAUUCAUUAAAUGCCUUUGUCCCUUUUCAAGGUCAGGGAGAGCAUUGCAGAAUUACCGAUUCUAUGUUUGCAGAUUGAUGUAGAGCGUGAGUAGAGUACCAAAAGCACAUCGAUGAGAGAACCCGCGACAGAAUUGUGCUACAAUUUGGUAACCUUAAGGUGGCUGAGUCUGUGUAUGUUGAGUGCUUCAAACGCGGUGGUCAUAUGCACACAGACAUAAUGGAGUUAGUAUGCGAGCUGUGGUCAAAAGACUAAAAUGACACUAUCAUCCUUACUACAUAUGCUGCUAGAGAGUUGCUAAGCAAAGGAACUUCUUACUAUCUGGACAGAGAGCUUACAACAGACAAAGUGAAGGGCGUGAACAAGGUUUGUGCAUUAUUUAUCAGAUCUUUCUAUUUCAAUGUACUGGUCCUUGGUUGUUGUUUCAACUGGACAGUGAGUUUGACAGUAUAUUUUUUCAAAUAUUCAUUCCUUUAGUUUAUGCUAAUCACGAGUCCUUGAUUGUUGUUUCAACUUCGCCGGAAAGGAUAUAUAUCCUUGACUCCUGGCCAGGAAAACAUAUAUCAGUGGCAGCUGAUUUUGUAAAUAAACUGAAGACAUAUUUGAUUACUAACCACAACAUGGAUAUUGCUGUGUAUCCUUAAGAAACCCCAAAGGUUUGCCCUCAAAGAAACAACUUGGACUGUGGCUUUCAUGUAUUAUUAUAUAUCCAAUGGUUCCAUGAGAUGGAGAUAUAUAACUUCAACAAGAAAUAGGUGUUGAAGUUCCGAAAGAAGCUUUCCAUAGACCUCCACUUCCAUAGGAUGAACACAAUACCUGCAGUCAUCCCAGUCAAAGAAGUUGUUACAGUUGAUGAAGAUGAGGAUGAGGAACUUACAAUCCUCUCUCCUUUGAUUUCUGGAAGGGGUGGCAACACAAUAAACACUUUACAUGAUGAAGGUGCAGAGGACAAUGAAGAAAACAUCUCUGGGAAUGACACUGGGCGAACUGCGGAGAAAGGACUUCAGGCAGUGCCCAACAAACUACUGUGGAGACUUCAAGUAGUAAGUCACCAACGAAACAGUAGCCAAACAGUGUCCAGGAACGUCCUAAGGACUCUGGGUCCACAGAGAUGGACAUGGAGAAGACUUCAGACAAUAAACAGCAAGAGUCAAGCACUGAGGGCAACCCUGCAGCUGAGGGGCGACAGUGAUGAUAACCCAGUAGUGUCACCAGCUGAACGGGUUAACAAGAGGAAGCUUACUUUAAAUUCUCAGAUUUGUCCUCCCAUCAAUUUUGAAGUGCAUGAUCCACGGAAAUUAACUUAUCAGCGUAAGCUAGACAUUUACCUAGCUGUCAAAGAAAAUUACAAUGAUUGUAAGCUGUUCAGUGUGGACGGGAUUACCAUGACGGGGGUCAGCUGAUAAAGUGCUUAGAGGGAGAUGACCUUUCCGAGAGGAUAAUCAAUGCAUUCAUUAAAUGCCUGAAGUAUGAUUCUGCUGUGAAGUUUAUGACAAACUAAGAAUCAUUAUACCACCACUAGACAAAAGCAUAGCUUUGGCUGUCGGUUAAAAGCAUCGUCUGAUAGCAAAAUAUUUUAUUGCGCAGACCGACAACGGAGUUACGCAAGAGAUCAUGAAUGAACUUGUUUCUUGGGAAGACAAAUGCAAACAAUGGGAACCAAAUCACAAAAAGGCAGAAGCAAUAAAUCUAAGAUUCCUAGUUUGCCAUGUGCUUCACAAAACCAGUCAAGAAUGGUUUGUGGUUUUUGCUGAUUUGAAAGCACAUAUUCCUAUAUCUAUCCUCCAUUGCAAUGACUCGAAAUUAAAACUUGAUGACUACAAAAAAUACGGUCAAACAUUCUUGGAAAAGGCACACGAAGCCUUCGUGCACCUCAGCCUCACCUCGCCAUUUAUCAAGUUUGUAAGCAAGUCCCUAACAAGAGUGCCAGAUCUUCAUUUUCACCGCAAUUACAAAGACAGCACUUUAGCAUCUAUGCUUUGCCUUCAAUGGUACAAUGGUCAUAGUUCCUUUCCUGUUAAAAAGAUAGAUGAAGAAAGGAUCAUAACACUGGCAUACCUUGUUCUGCAUGAGGAAAAUACUGCAGUGCUGCCUGAAGAGAUUGAAGAGGUUCUGAAUAAAAAGAACAAAAAAAAAGUUAGUUUGGUUGCUUUGAACUUCUGGCUAUGGGUACUUUUGGUUAGACCUACUUUUGCAAUGUUGGUUGUCCAUGACUGCUGAAUUGUUACUGCUGUAUGCUGGCCGUAUCAAACUAUUAGGAAACUACUCAGAUGUUAGACCUACUUUUGCGAUGUUAAGCCA